Messenger RNA from Alternaria burnsii, 417 nucleotides. RefSeq names its product ankyrin repeat protein. Lineage: Eukaryota; Fungi; Ascomycota; Dothideomycetes; Pleosporales; Pleosporaceae. The transcript has 2 exons. The record is from RefSeq and is a predicted model, not a curated record. The coding region runs from base 1 to 417 and encodes 138 amino acids. Gene Ontology annotation, molecular function: protein binding.
AUGACUCCGAUACAUUUCGCUGCUGAAUACUGUGCAUUGGAGGUAUUGGAAACGCUGCUGGAGCAUGGGGCUGAUCCACAUAUUCCUUCAACUUCUGGGGUUACUCCAUUCUACCGGGCUUGCCGUGGUGGAAACUUGGAUAUAGUGAAGAGACUCAAGGGGUGUGGUUGCGAUAUCAAUGUACGGACUUGGGACAACUGGACACCUAUGAUUGAGGCAGUCGAGAACGACCACGAGAGCAUUGUUGAUAUCCUUAUCGAAUGGCACGCCGAUGUAUCUACCGUCACAGAAGACGGCACGACGGCGCUUUCGAUUGCUGAAGCUCUCGGUCAACUGACAAUCGUGGGAAAGUUCAAGUGUGCUAUUAGUGGAUUACAAGAGACUAUGCCCAACGCCUCACCUGAGACUUUGGCUUAA